CAUGACUAAAAUAAUAACCAACAGUAACUGAAGUAUGCUUCCUCCGACCAUAUAUGGCCAAACCCAACAUCAUUUCGUAUUUAGGACCAUGUCUUCUUUCCUUUUCAUGAAGUGAUGUGUUAUUGUGUAUUGUAUAUUUUCAGGUUUAUCUGCUGACAUUAGUUGUGAAACAUUAGCGGACUGUCCCAUAAGUAAUUCUAUAUGUUAUGAGAAUAAAUGUAUGUGUGAUGACCUCUCAUACUUGUCAAGCGAUGGAUCAACAUGUUAUUCAUACGCCACUGCGUACAGAGACCUUUGUCUUGAGCAGGAUCAGUGCACCAAGUUUCACAAGGAUUUGAUUUGCUCAGAUAACAACCAGUGCAUGUGUAAAGAAGGAUUUAGAUGGUACCUAGGAAACUGUAUUGCCGUUGCUGAUUUGGGAGAUAGUUGUUCGAAGGACAUAGAUUGUUUCAACGGAUAUGACCUUCUUGCCAUGUCGUGUAAAGACGGAAAGUGCACAUGCAGUGACGAGUAUUACCAAAGACCUGGAGGAGAUUGUAGGAAAAAGUUGAAAGAUGCCUGUGCCUUAGACAUUGAUUGUACUGUAAUUAAUGGUGAAGGUUAUACUUGCGGAGCUAAUGGUAAAUGCACUAAAACCGAAUCAGAAACAUACACAAACCAGACUGAAGAAGUCAUUCCUUCUUAUGAUGAAUUCAUCGGUGUCCUUAUGAACACAAGUUUAAAGUCAAACACUAAAGAUGGAUUUUGGAGUUGCACAACAAAUGAAGACUGUAAACAAUACUUAAAUUCUAAAUGUGAUACUGCAUCGGGAAUGUGCGUAUGUUCUGCAGGGUAUACAUUUCAUAAAAAUAAUUGUGUAUCAGGAAUGGAGAGUUGUGUAGAUAAUAGCUGUACUAUUGCUAACAGUUAUUGUUUUGAAGGCAUUUCAUGCAUUUGCAAACCAGGAUAUUUUCUGAGCAAAGGGACUUGUGUCCCUGAACUUGGUGUGAUGGAUUGUAAGGUAGAUGCAGACUGUCCUAUUAAACCUGCUUUAUGCCACACAGAUGGUAAAUGCUAUUGCAGAAAUAAUUUCUUUAGUACCGAUACUAACAGAGAAUGUGUUAAAAGUACACUACAAGCCACUAAUGUAUGCUACAGUAGUGACUGGUGCCGCGUAUAUGGUCCUUACUCGUACUGCGAUGCUAAGCCAAAAGGAGCUUGCAAGUGUUUGGACAAAGCACCAAUCAAUGAUGCAAAGUAUUGUACUCUGGAGAAAGAUGCUGAUAUUUCCAAUGUGUGUUUCACUGAUUCCGAUUGUGAAAUGGGUAAAACUUGCGUUAAUAGUGAGUGCAUUUGUGAUUCCGGUUAUAUUACUGUGGACGAUUCAUGCUUUCCCGUAAUUGGUGGAUCUUGCAAAUAUCAAAGCUGUCGAGUAGAUAAUUCUCAAUGUAUUGGUAAUGAGUGUAAAUGUAUAAACGAUUAUGUUGAACUGAAUUCUACACAAUGCUUAAAAGUUGCCGAUAAAUUACAUGAUGAGUGUGUGAUAGACACCCAGUGUCGAUUUACCUACAGUUCAUGUAUAGAUAACUCAUGUAUGUGUAAGGAUACACUGGAAAUAAACUCGGCCUGCUAUCUCAAUAAAACUUACCACAGUUACUGCAGGAAGGAGUACGAAUGUUCAGUAGUUUUAGGCAAAAAUUUUGUUUGCAGAAAUAGUGUAUGUGCGUGCCCUGUUGGAUACGUUUACAAGAAUAACGAUUGCGUCUCUUCAGCUACAACAUUCACUAUUUCCUCUGUCUUAGUAUUCAUAUUAGGAUAUUUAAUUGUUAUUUAAAGUAUGUCAUUGUGUUUUAUGUACUAUCCAUCCAUGUAAUAAAUUGUGAUAUUAAAUUAUUAAGAUUUGAUGGUUAA
Messenger RNA from Aethina tumida (small hive beetle), 1890 nucleotides. Its product is annotated as tenascin. Lineage: Eukaryota; Metazoa; Arthropoda; Insecta; Coleoptera; Nitidulidae. The transcript is spliced from 10 exons. The record is from RefSeq and is a predicted model, not a curated record. Bases 221 to 1813 code for a protein of 530 amino acids.